AUGUCUGUGACAGGAAACACAUCCAGACCUUCUGUGAAAAGUUUGCUGGGCACUGAGGUUCCUCGUCUCCAUCUGUGGGCGGCAAGUUGUUACACUAACAACUGUCCCCCCGGCUGGCAAGUGGAAUAUUUAACCAGACCUCUCCGCUCUCCACCCGCUAUUGUCAGGGAAAUCAAGAAAGAUACGGUUAUCACUAAAGGUCUUAGUAUCAAGAAAUACAGUGAGCGAGGUGUGCCCGACCACACAGACGGCCCGCCAGUCACACGAGUGCGUCACGGUGAGGGUCACUCAGGUGACUUGCCAGGUAACUGUGUGACGUGCGGUCGUGAGGUGGCCAGCUUCCUACACAGUCUCCGUGUUGGUGUUACAGAGAAUAAUGAGUCGACAACAGUAAACACCGUCACUUCAACAACUGGCGGCACAACACCCUGUCUACAGUGGAGAGACGUGCUGGUGUUGAACUGGGAUUACUUUAGUGACAGCCCAGGUAUUGUCACAGGACUACAACAAGCGGGUAUCCCAGUGCGGGUGAUGAAUGAUGAUGACAUCGAGGACUUGGCCACGGCCCGCAGUGACGUGGUGUGGGUGGCGGGUGGAGAGUGUGUUCGUGGUCUGGAGAGAAAAGUUGUCGUGUGUGUUCAGUACGAUAUUCGGUCCCUGUUUGGUGACGUCACAAGAUCUCUGUCUUCAAGACUUAACGCUCGUUCUAGAUCUGCCAGUUUCCACGCCAUAUCCCGGUGUACAUCACAACUCGUGAUUGUGUGGUAGCCACUCGCAACCUGAACAUGCUUCACACUCCCUUACCUGUCACCUGUUGCAGUCUGAUUUCUGUCUCCAUUACAUCAAAAACAUCUAUAACCACUUGUAACAUUGCGACAUUUCGUUGCAGUCUGCAAUGCCAACGUAUUUUUUUAAUAUACAGUGAUACCUCGGUUCUCGAACGCCUUGGUUUUCGACCAAAUCGGUAUUCGACCAGGAAAUUCGAGAAAAUUUGU
Pomacea canaliculata is the source of this 995-nucleotide messenger RNA. RefSeq lists its product as uncharacterized. Lineage: Eukaryota; Metazoa; Mollusca; Gastropoda; Architaenioglossa; Ampullariidae. The transcript is spliced from 2 exons. The record is from RefSeq and is a predicted model, not a curated record. The coding region runs from base 1 to 768 and encodes 255 amino acids.